Triticum aestivum (bread wheat) is the source of this 798-nucleotide messenger RNA. RefSeq names its product E3 ubiquitin-protein ligase RING1-like. Bases 265 to 663 code for a protein of 132 amino acids. The transcript has a single exon. Gene Ontology annotation, biological process: ubiquitin-dependent protein catabolic process; protein ubiquitination. Gene Ontology annotation, molecular function: ubiquitin protein ligase activity. Lineage: Eukaryota; Viridiplantae; Streptophyta; Magnoliopsida; Poales; Poaceae. The record is from RefSeq and is a predicted model, not a curated record.
ACGUGCGCUUGCACGGCGACCUGGUGGUGUGCUACCGGCUGUGGGCGGUGGGAGGCGACUGGAAACCCACGUUCCUGCGCGAGGAGGCUCCCCGGAGGUUCGACCAGAGGUUCGAGCUCUUCGAUCCCGACACCUUCUUCCGGAGCUACACGGCGUGCCGCGACGCCGUCCACCAGAUGCUCGCGCAGACGCCGUUGGUCUGCGAGUUCGACCUCGCCGCCGAUAACUGGUCCGACUUCCUGCCUCAUUACGUGGCCAUUAUUCAUGGUGGCCGUGGUCCGGAACGACGCCGCGGCGAAGCACGGCGGCGUCGCCCAACGCUACAACGUCGACAUCGAUCUCGCCGUCUCGGUGAAUGUCUUGUACAACGAGACCAAGGCGCUGCUCCUGGCGUGCACGAAGGCUGCGGUGACUCGGUGCCUGUUCGCGACGAUGGUUACUGAGUGUUGUAUAUGCAUGGAGGAUUUCGCGGCGGCGAAUGGCCGCGACGACAGGGACGCUACCGUGAGGCUGCCGUGCUCCCACUCCUUCCACCGGGGCUGCAUCGCGCCGUGGUUCUACAAGGUGGCCACGUGCCCGGUGUGUCGCCGUGAUAUGGCAAAGUACCUUGUUGCGGCCACCAACACCCCAAUUGGGAAGUUCCCAGGUCUCCUCGGACCCUGAUCGAUCCUCGGGUCGUAUACAUCACGUGUGUGUUCCAUGCACCAAGAACUAUCUCUAGCGUAUAUGUGGUGUUCAUCCGUAACUUAAAUCCUCUAAGGUAAUAUUUUGAUCACUUUUGUAAACGAUGAGAAUUUG